Molecule: messenger RNA, 888 nt
Organism: Megachile rotundata (alfalfa leafcutting bee)
Lineage: Eukaryota; Metazoa; Arthropoda; Insecta; Hymenoptera; Megachilidae
Gene: Nxt1
Product: NTF2-related export protein 1
Biological process (GO): nucleocytoplasmic transport
Source: RefSeq, a predicted model, not a curated record
GAAGAUCUAGAACCUAAAAUAAUAAUGAUUUUCAUUUUAGAAUCAUUUGUGUACUAUUGCAUAGGUUAUAGCAACACCUAUAUUACAUAAAUAGGAUAGUAAAAAAUUGUAUUGAGUAUUUUUCAUCUUCUCCCGCGUUCAAAAGGACAAUAAUAUAUAAAUGCACUAUUAUAACAAUAACAAUAGUGCUUUCUUUCAAUAAAAGGUGCAAUGUUUCCUUUAUUGUAUUUUGAAGAUAUAAAAAUAUUUGUUUUUAAUUAAAUCUGCCUAUUUUAAAUAAUAUACUGAUAGGAAAAAAUUUGCGUGAAGUAAUUUACUUACGUUAUAGAGGUUAUAUUUAUAUUUUCUAUUUGUAUUGCAUCAUAAAUAUAUCAUUAGUUUGAAACAACAAAAACGGUAAAUUUUCUAGAAGUUGGUCUUUAAUGGAUGAUUACAAAAGAUGGAACAGGACUUAAAAACAAAAAUUGAUCAAGCUUGUCGUACAGCUGAAGAAUUUACAAAACUUUAUUAUGAAAGUGUAGAUAAACGAAGAUAUCUUAUAUCGAGAUUGUACUUGGAUACUGCAACUUUAAUAUGGAAUGGUAAUGGCAUUGAAGGCAAAGAUAAUAUACAGAAAUUUUGGACAGAUUUACCAGUUUCUGUCCAUAAUGUUUAUACAUUAGAUGCUCAACCAAUAACAGGUCCUGACAUGACUGAUCAACUGACAUUUCUGGUUAAAGUUGGUGGACAAGUAAAAUACGAUGAUAAAACAUCAAAGCCAUUUAACCAGAGUUUCUUGAUAGCAGCAAUGGGAGAUAAGUGGAAGAUUGUAAGCGACUGUUUCCGGGUACAAGAAGUAUUAGAAAACGUAAAUUAAAAUAUAGAAUAAUAAAUUUGUUUUAUAAAAUA